AUGCCUCGAGAAAUUAUUACCUUACAGCUAGGACAAUGUGGGAACCAGAUUGGGAUGGAGUUCUGGAAGCAGCUGUGUCUGGAGCAUGGCAUCAGCCCUGAAGGAAUUCUGGAGGAUUUUGCCACCGAUGGAACUGAUCGGAAAGACGUCUUCUUUUAUCAGGCUGACGAUGAACACUACAUCCCUAGAGCAGUCCUGCUAGACUUGGAACCCAGGGUUAUUCAUGGAAUCCAGAACUCUCGCUAUGCUAAUCUGUACAAUCCGGAGAAUAUUUUCAUCUCUAAGGAUGGCGGUGGGGCAGGAAACAACUGGGCAUCAGGCUAUUCACAGGGUGAAAGACUGUAUGAAGAGGUAUUUGACAUCAUAGACAGAGAAGCUGAUAACAGUGACAGUUUGGAAGGCUUUGUAUUGGCCCAUUCCAUCGCUGGAGGAACCGGGUCAGGUAUGGGAUCCUACAUCCUGGAGAAGCUCAAUGACAGGUUCCCUAAGAAGUUAAUCCAGACCUACUCUGUGUUUCCUAACCAGCAGGAGAUCAGUGAUGUCGUAGUCCAACCUUAUAACUCCAUGCUGACAUUGAAGAGACUUACCCAGAACAGUGAUUGUGUGGUUGUACUUGAUAACACAGCUCUAAACAGGAUAGCUACAGAGAGACUUCAUCUUCAAAAACCAGACUUCUUACAGAUCAACCAGAUGGUAUCGACCAUCAUGUCCACGAGCACUACCACGCUGAGAUACCCUGGCUACAUGAAUAACGAUCUGAUUGGAUUGGUAGCCUCACUCAUCCCCACCCCUAGACUACACUUCCUCAUGACUGGAUACACACCUCUCACUCUAGGGACAGAUACAAAGCUAGCAAGCGUCAGGAAGACGACCGUCCUCGAUGUGAUGCGCCGUCUGCUACAGCCCAAGAACAUCAUGGUUUCCACCACGUUGAGAGAUAAACAGAGCAGCCAUUGCUAUAUCUCAAUCCUCAACAUCAUACAGGGAGAAGUGGACCCCACGCAGGUCCACAAGAGUCUGCAGAGAAUACGAGAAAGGAAACUUGCUAACUUCAUCCCGUGGGGACCAGCAAGUAUCCAGGUUGCUCUUUCUAAGAAGUCUCCCUACGUCCAGACAGCCCACAGAGUCAGUGGUUUGAUGUUAGCAAACCAUACCAGCAUUGUCUCGCUGUUUGAGAGGACAUGCAGCCAGUUUGACAAGCUCCGCAAGCGUGAGGCUUUCUUGGAGCAGUUCCGCAAGGAGAAUAUCUUCAAGGAUAAUCUUGAUGAGUUGGAUGAUUCACGGGAGGUCGUCCAGCAGCUGAUUGAUGAGCUCCAUGCUGCAACCAAACCAGAUUACAUCUCAUGGGGUACACAGCAGGCCGCUCAAGCUUCCAAGUCAUGA
Molecule: messenger RNA, 1383 nt
Organism: Strongylocentrotus purpuratus (purple sea urchin)
Lineage: Eukaryota; Metazoa; Echinodermata; Echinoidea; Camarodonta; Strongylocentrotidae
Product: gamma tubulin 2
Biological process (GO): meiotic spindle organization; mitotic cell cycle; cytoplasmic microtubule organization
Cellular component (GO): spindle; gamma-tubulin complex; centrosome
Molecular function (GO): structural constituent of cytoskeleton; GTP binding
Source: RefSeq, marked provisional